This is a messenger RNA of Suillus paluster, 3534 nucleotides long. RefSeq names its product enhancer of polycomb-like-domain-containing protein. The coding region runs from base 295 to 3321 and encodes 1008 amino acids. Lineage: Eukaryota; Fungi; Basidiomycota; Agaricomycetes; Boletales; Suillaceae. Gene Ontology annotation, cellular component: piccolo histone acetyltransferase complex. The record is from RefSeq and is a predicted model, not a curated record. The transcript has 6 exons. Gene Ontology annotation, biological process: regulation of transcription by RNA polymerase II.
GUAUUUCUUUUUUGGCGGCGCAAUUAAAGCAGAUAUAUAAUAACUAGAGGAUAUCCUGUGUCCAGCUUGAUCACUGACGUAGUUAGUGUAUUAGUCCUGAGGAGAUUGUUUGGUCAGGACAAACACCGGGGAAACCCUUAGUAUUUGUCAGAUUUUCUAUUGUUUUAUCUCGGGCCGAGGACUUUUUCGGCAAAUUUCCGACCACGCCGCCGCUGCCACCGACGACGACGAGGAGCUUAACUGUAGAAGCCAGUCUCCCUUGAACCCAUCUUCAUCCUGCCACGUCUCCAUGUCAUGCCCCGCAACCCGAAUCUGGGUACCUCGACCCUUCGAAACCGCAAUCGAGUUACCAACAAGACACGUCUUAAGGUCAUCCAAGGCAGCAUCGAUGCAGACCCUCUCGUUAUCGAUGAAGAUGAGGAAAAGGCCAGGAUUAUUAGCACUGCUGGCGUGGACGCUGAGGACGCCAAUGAGCAUCACUUGCAGGCGGUACUGUCCGCCGCGUCCCACAGACACCAAUCAGUUGGUCGCUCAACACGUGGGGAGAAGGCUGUCGCACCCGCUGCAUAUAUUCCCACACCAGAUUCCACUGGUAUCGUCGACAACUAUGAAGAGUUAUAUCCUCCGCAGCGGUGGGACGACCCAAGCGCGUACAUCAGAUCCUCAGAGACUGUCGAUGAGGCAGUCUCAAAUGCGCUCGUCGAUGCGUUCACGUACUAUAUGGAUGAGCGUGACAAGGAGUGGCUCGACAGAAACAACGAGGAGGCGCGUGGUGAAGGCACCAGUGCCCAGGGUGCUCUUUCAGCGGCUGGCACAACGACGCGCUCUGGCCUGUCCCAACGAAGUGCCAAGGCAAAAGGCAAGGAACCCGAGUCGACACAACCCUUUACUAUCACAGAGGACGAGUUUGAACUUGUGAUGGGCAUCUUUGAGAAGGUGACCCACGAGAGGACGGAGUUCUUGCACCAUGGACUCGAGUCCGGCAUGACAUUCCCUCCAUUUACCGACUAUCAAGAAGCGUUCUCCUCCCCAUUACCACCCUCUAUGUUUGCCACGUACGCAGUGCCAACGUGGAUACCGCAACCUGCAGUACUACUGCGCUUGGCCAAAGUCAUUUAUCCUUACUGGCGUGAUCGCCGCAUCGAAAGAAAAGGCCAUCGAAUUAUACCCAUAUUGAAUUACGAUGAGUCGGACGUCUUCAACGAGUCGUAUAUUUGCUUCCGCCGCCGUGAGAUUAAGGCUAUCAGAAAGACUCGUGCCUCGCAGGCAACGUCAUCCGAUAAGCUUUUGCGGUUGCAGAACGAGUUGACGCAGGGUCUGGAGCUCGCGAAAACACUCCUUUCUCGGGAAAAUCUCAAGCGUGACUACACACAGCAGACGCUGCAGGUGUGGGAUAAGCGCUUCGAGUUUGCCGAGCUCAAGCGCAAAUUUCCCUCGUUGGGUACGAAGGAGGACGAAGAGCUUCUACACGACAAGGAGAGAGUAGCGAAGAAGCCAAAGAUCGAAGCCAAUCGUAUCACUGGUCUCAAGAUACGUACCAGAGAUAGCGGGGAUCCAGGAUCUCCGGCUGUUGCUGCCGAGGCAUGUAUCCGACCCAAGGAACGCAUUAGCCUCAUCAAUGCAGCCAUGGAACGUGACCUUGCGAGCCAAAAGGAACGAGACCACGGGUACGAAGAUGUGGUGGAGAACCCAUACCAACGUCCGACGUUUUCCUUUCCGCGGCGCCACUGGAAGGCAAUUUUUCCCUCGCGCUCGUCAGCAUCAUCACCAAAUGUAGCAGACGAAGAACCGGAGCGCGUACGUUAUGUCCGCCAUCGUCUGACUCGUCUAGGCAAUGCUACGAUCGAUCGUCGCGACGCCUUCAUGCAACGUCUUGGAAUUCGUGCUGACGACUCUAUGUUCGCGCGACGACGACAAGCAUUCGCACAGCGCAAGGAUGCCAUUGUGUCUGAGGAGGAUGAGGAGGAGAUGUCUGCUCGUCUGCGCGAGCGCUGGAGGUUUGAUCAAGAUGAUGAGCCCACUGUUGGACCCGAGGGUGCCGAUGAGCAGGACCGCGUCCUUAUCGAUGACUACGAUCCAAAGUAUCUCCGUCACAUGAUGACAUUGUUGUCCGAUCAAGACCAUCAGUCCCUGACGACAGAUAACACGAUUGUUGUGACCAUGGACGGCCGCCAACAUUCUGUCACGCCAUAUCGACUUGGAGUGCAACCCCAGUAUACUAUCCGCCGCGAUCAAAACGGCGUACAGAGGGUAUAUCCUGGAGGGAUGCCGCUGUCAGCCACUCGUGCAGCCCCUGCAGGCAUCCCAAUGCCAAAUGGUGUACCGAUAUCCAUGCAGGCACAUGUCAAAGCGAUGCAACCGCCGUCUGCCAUCCCGCAAAUGCGCAUCUCAUCAAAUGGGGGCAUGCGUCCUCCAGUUGUCGGGAAUAUUGCAUCCCCAAGUACGCCUGUUUCAGCUCAGCAGUCCUCCCCUCCCCGCACCGCCGCUUCCACGAACGGAGCCAACGGCAACCAUUCUGGCACUCCUACGCCAGAUGGCGAUUCGGUCAGGCUGAUCGCCGCACCCAAUGGCAUCGCCGCCACGACUCUCAAUGGCACAGCACAUCAGCCGACAGACGUGCAGAUGUCCCCUCCUGCAGAACCUCCCCAGUCCAAUCAGACUGGCUCACCAGCGCGUCUCAAGGCUGAGUCUCAGCACGUUCCGGUAUCUGUCCCACUCAGUAGUUACCACAUCCCUAUGAACGGCUAUGCCACCCUGCCUAAUGGCACCGUCAUGCAGGUGCCGCGACCGCCGAAUGGCUUCAUGCAGCAAGUGCAAUCGUUCAAGAUGGCGUUUGCACAGAACGCGGAGGGACGACCAACGCAGAUUCCGUACCCGGGGCAUCCCAUACCUAAUGGCACGCACUUUAAUGUGCAGCUGGGUGGCCAAAACCUUAACAUCAAACUUCCUCAGGGACGGCAGUGGCCUGGCGUAGCAUCGCCUCAUCAGCAGCCCGCGCAGCUUAACUCGGGGCAAGAGGGUUCGCCGAGCCCUCAUAUUGCGCCGGGCAAUCUACCUGCGCGCACGCCGUCUGCCAAUGGUAUGCGAACCGCGAACCGUGCUGGGAGCAUUAGUGUUCCUCAGCAGGUCAGUCAACUACUACCAAAUCAGUAUGCCAUGUCGCCCCAUAUGCAACACAACAGCCCAUCUCCACUACCGUCCUCCAUCCCCUUGCCUUCCCACCAGUCCCCCCCUCGCCCGCCGCCCACCCCGACCAUGAAAAUGGCUUCCCCGUCUCUGCAGCACCAGCAGGUAGUACAGAGUUCGCAAGGCGGAUAUUAGUGUAUACCACUGGACGUUGUGCAAUCGGGUUCAUGCGCGCUUAUCUUUCCUGCGAUCCCUGACAUUACCAUUUCGUUUAUACUCUUUCCGCUCUGUUUUGGUUACAAUAUCACUCCGUUUUAUGUGCUUUCCAGUUAUGUAUUAUUGUCGCAAUUUGAGGCAUUUUCAGUCUUGCACCUACUAGAGCGGUGCUAGCGAGGCACACGGUCGUGG